UUCUUCCUUCGGUCUCUUGUACUCCAUCGGCUGCAGCUCAAAACGGCGAUCUCAGGAAGUGAGCAACGACCUGCUAGGCGGAGAAGCAUCAGCGAGCAUGAAUGAUGCGAACGCCAUCGAAGUCGCCGCCGGAGUUCCGACUUCAGCUCUCAACCUUAUCGACCUCUCGAGCUCCGAUGUUCAACGGUCGGUGUCUCUGCUCAAACAGGCGUGCUUGGAUUCUGGCUUUUUCUACGUCAUCAAUCAUGGAAUCAGCCAGGAUUUAAUGGAGGAGGUCUUCGUUCAGAGCAGGCGGUUUUUCGGUUUGCCUUUGAGCGAGAAGAUGAAGCUGUUGAGGAACGAGAAGCACCGAGGCUAUACUCCUCUGUUCGAUCAGGUCCUCGAUCCUGCAAAUCAGAUAAACGGAGAUUAUAAGGAAGGAUACUACAUAGGAGUGGAAGUACCGGAGGAUGAUCCAGGUGCACAGAAGCCUCAUUUUGGACCAAACCUCUGGCCUUCUGAGGAGAUAUUGCCAAGAUGGAGGCAGACGAUGGAAAAAUUUCAUAGUCAGGCAUUAAAUGUGGCAAAAGUAGUUUCAAGGAUCAUUGCUCUAGCACUUGAUCUGGAGGCUGAAUUUUUUGAUAAGCCAGAAAUUCUCGGCGAGCCUAUUGCGACCUUGCGCUUGUUGCACUAUGAAGGUUUAGUCUCUGAUCCCUCCAAAGGAAUAUAUGGAGCUGGGGCACAUUCUGACUUUGGGUUUAUUACCUUGUUGGCAACAGAGGAUGUCCCAGGUCUCCAAAUUUGCAAGAACAAGGAUGCUAAACCUCAGACAUGGGAAUAUGUGCUACCUUUGAGAGGAGCAUUCAUAGUGAAUCUUGGUGAUAUGCUAGAACGAUGGAGCAAUUGUAUUUUCAGGUCCACACUCCAUCGAGUUGUAGGGAAUGGUCAAGAACGGUAUUCGAUUGCAUGCUUCCUGGAGCCUAACCAUGAUUGUCUCAUCGAGUGCUUGCCAACAUGUAUGUCAGAGGAAAAUCAUCCCAAUGCCACUGCUCUGCUUCGAACCUGCGUGCCGAAGUGGAUAUUGCAUGUCCAAGCCUCCAAGGAUCCAAGCACGGUUAAGAGGGCUGUAUAUAAGUUUAACUCCAUAAUUCAUGAGAAAAGAAAAUGUUUACUCAUGAAUUAGGCAUUGAUUAGGCAUUGACUUGUCCUGGAUUUGACGAAUUGACACGAUCAACUGCAUGCUCGCACGCUUUCUUUGCAGGCUUGGAUCCUUUUUGUGUGGGGAUUUGGGCGCUGCGUUUAGCAUAGCUUCUCCAAUAGUAAUUAGACAUGGUGCAUUCUAGCAAAUUUAUACCAGCAUGGGAUCCUAAAUUUGUUCAAAAUUGCAUCA
Molecule: messenger RNA, 1369 nt
Organism: Syzygium oleosum
Lineage: Eukaryota; Viridiplantae; Streptophyta; Magnoliopsida; Myrtales; Myrtaceae
Product: 2-oxoglutarate-Fe(II) type oxidoreductase hxnY-like
Exons: 11
Coding region: 98-1162 (354 amino acids)
Source: RefSeq, a predicted model, not a curated record